This is a messenger RNA of Candidula unifasciata, 351 nucleotides long. The record is from the annotation of a GenBank genome assembly. NCBI's taxonomy places the organism in Eukaryota, Metazoa, Mollusca, Gastropoda, Stylommatophora, Geomitridae.
AUGUGUUACAUGGUAUCAUUUGUGAUUGGUCUAAAAACUAAUUGGCACGAGCUACUAGUUUUAUUAGCUGCACACAAAAUUGAAAUUGAAAUUUGGGAACAAGGACGGAAAGCAAACAUUGACGGCCUUGUGGCUAGCUUGUGGGACAUGAAAGGUUGCCGUAUCUGUCCAGACAUGACUGAGGGUCAGCACGUCCUGUGGCUUGUGGGAAGGCUGGAGAUUAGCAGCUUAACUAUAAAAUCAGAUCAGAUUAAUCACGUAGAAAACAAUCGAUUCUGUAAAGGUUUAGUCUGCCCAGGGAAAUAUGUGUAUGGUAGGGAUAUUUGCGUCACUAGACUAUCACUGGAUUAG